AUGUUCGCCCUGCAAGUCCACGUCUGUGACCUCGGCCGUCCAGUUAUCCUUGCUCCAGCCCUUGGAUUCGAAUCUCAUGGAAUCCUCAACGACUUUUUAUCCCCUUUCAAUCAGUUCUAUAUCGCCCUGGUGAUCCUCGGAGCCGUUGAAGUGUCCACUACAGCGCUUUUCGAGUACCGUCAUCAUGCCCUACUCCCACCUGGCUGCCCCAUCAAGUUUUCUUAUCGAUCCCGUGUUGUAAUAUUUAUAAUUCGUGCACUUUUGGGCUGUAAUUUGGGAACAGUUUGGCAGUUCAUGAAGAAGGAUCUCAAUGUGGCGAGGAGGGAUUGGGAAAAGGUUUGUGGGCUGAUUUUUCAAUAAAUUGGAAUUUUUCGACAGAAACCGAAAACUUUCGGUAAAUCUUGAAAUGCAUUGAUUCAAGAUUGAAAAAUAAUUCAUCGACUUUUUUUUUUGUUCUUUUUAUAAUUUCCUCUAUAGAUCCUGAGACACACGUUGAUGUCAAUUUUUUAAAAAUCUGUUCAAAAGCUGUCAAUGAUUACAUUGAAACCAUUUUACUCAAAAUUGUUCUUCAAACUAUAUUUAUUGAAAAAAAAGCGAUGUUUACAACCUUCAUGGUGUUUUCAAAGUGAUUUCUGAGCGCCAAAAAUUUUCGAAUGUUCAUUUUUUCGUUUCUAAAAACCUUCUACGAACCUUUUAAUCAAGUUUCUUUCCCAAAAGACAUACUUGAAAAAAACAACUCAACUCAACUCGUCUCAAAAUUGCCAGGCUGAGCGGGCUGAGUUGGGCCGGCCCGGGCUUUUGGUCUCUUUUUCGCAAAGAAGUCUUGGGCUUGGGUGAGGCCAGGUUUCUCAAUAAAAUUUCUGAUCCGACCUCCCAAUUAUCAUAGAGAAAAUAAUUUUACCAGUUGAAUCAGUUUCUGUUGAAUUUUAUUCGAAGAAAGAAGAACCAAAAAGGUGAUUUUUAUCGUGAAAAAGUCUGCUAUAGCUGAUUCACGGCUGGCUUGAGCCAUCGAGAAAAGGGUCCUGCCACGAAAAGAGACAAGACAGUGCCCUGGUUGGUGGAGAGUGCAGACAGGCCACGCCUUUUUGCGUCCCAAGCUAGCCGUGAAUCGUCUGUAUUCAACUUGAAGAAAGUUUGCGCUCUUUGGACCGGACCGACCAUUUUUGAUUGAGGCCUCGCUUAGGCGGGACAUGUUCGGGCUAAAAAUUGGCCAAAGGUCCGAUAGGCUGACGGGCCACACAAGCCUGGAAAACACCAUUAGACGACAAAUGAAUUUUACCUUAUAUUUUUGCAGAUUUUACCUUGCGAGCUAGCGGAACUUCAAGACGACGAAUCAACCGUGUUUUUCUUCUCCGCAGACGUUGCCAAGAGAGGACUCACUGUUGUGUGCUUCUGCGCCGGUGUUCCCAUUUUCGAAAUGAUUUUCUAUGUGUUCGAUUCGUUUAGGUACGUUUUUGAAGUAAUGAAAGUGGUUUUUUCUCAUAAAAAGGAUUUUUUGAAAAGUUUGAGAGUCAUCCAAAGUUUUUUUGAAGGAAAGCUUUCGUCUUCAGAAUUCUCAUUUACAAACAGAAUGAAUUAGGAAUUCCAGAGUGGUCCCUGAAGGGGUGA
Messenger RNA from Caenorhabditis auriculariae, 1608 nucleotides. The record is from the annotation of a GenBank genome assembly. NCBI's taxonomy places the organism in Eukaryota, Metazoa, Nematoda, Chromadorea, Rhabditida, Rhabditidae.